UCGUCGCAGAAAUUCGGAGCGAGCGCGAGCGCGAGCGUCAGAGAGAUGGCUUCGCUGACGAGAACCGCGGCAUCUUUGGCUGGCCUCCUCGUUCUCCUCAUCUCCUUCACCGUAUACAUCUCCACCGCCGACCUUGGUUCCCGUCGCUUCUCGCUCCCCUCCCUCCCUCUUCACUCCUCCUUUUUCUGUGGCCCAGCCCCCUGCGCUGCCACCGCGGCAUUAGGACGCCAAAUGCCGCCUCUUCGCGUCUACAUGUACGAUCUUCCCCGCCGCUUCAACUUCGCCAUGAUGGAUCACCGACCUGACACGGAUCCCCCGCCUGCUACGGGCAAGGAUAUUCCGCCGUGGCCGCCCAGCGCGGGGAUCAAGAAGCAGCACAGUGUGGAGUACUGGAUGACCGUGUCUCUACUCGUCAGCGAGGAAGAGGCUUCCGUGGAGGAGAGGGAGGCGGUCAGGGUUCGCGAUGGGGAGGUGGCGGACGUGUUCUUCGUCCCUUUCUUCUCCUCACUUAGUUUUAACUCUCACGGGCGCAACAUGACUGAUCCCGACACCGAGAUCGAUCGGAAGCUUCAGGUUGACUUGCUCGACAUUUUAAGAAAGUCAGACUACUGGCAACGGUCAGCUGGUCGAGACCAUGUUUUACCCAUGCAGCACCCAAAUGCAUUUAGAUUUCUCCGUGAUCAGUUGAAUGCAUCCAUUCUUGUGGUUGCUGAUUUUGGGAGGUAUCCAAAAAGCUUGUCCAACUUAAACAAAGAUGUUGUGGCUCCAUAUGUUCAUGUUGUGCAAUCCUUUAUGGAUGAUGAUUCUUCUGAUCCUUUUGAAUCACGUCCCACGCUUCUGUUCUUCCGGGGAAGAACAGUAAGGAAAGAUGAAGGAGUUGUACGCCAAAGGCUGGCCAAAGUUUUAGCUGGCUUCGAUGAUGUGCAUUUUGAAGAUAGCUUUGCUACUGGGGAGGGCAUUAAAGCUUCCACACUCGGCAUGCGUUCAUCAAAGUUCUGUCUGCACCCUGCAGGCGACACACCCUCCUCAUGCCGCCUGUUUGAUGCUAUCGUCAGUCAUUGUGUCCCUGUAAUCAUCAGCGACCACAUUGAACUCCCCUUUGAGACUGAGCUUGACUACACCGAAUUUUCCUUUUUCUUCUCAGUCAAUAAGGCCCUACAGCCUGGGUACCUGGUUGCCCAGCUCAGAGCAGUAUCCAAGGAUAGGUGGCUUGAGUUGUGGAAGAAGUUGAAGGCUGUGUCCCACCACUAUGAAUUUCAUUAUCCUCCAAAGAGAGAUGAUGCUGUAAACAUGCUCUGGAGGCAGGUACGCCAAAAACUCCCUACAGCCAAACUUGCUGAGCACCGGAGUCGACGACUAAAGAUACCUGACUGGUGGAAUUGAUGGUGGCCAUUGAUGAUGAUUUUGAUCACUAAUGGCAGUGAUAGUGACCAUGAUAACAAUGAUUGUACGCUAAUCUUGUUUUCAGGUCUUUCAGGAUUUUUUAUGGCCUAGAGCUAUAGUGUACAUAGUGGCUGCAAGGCCUUACCUGCUGCUGCCAUGGUUGAGUGAAUUUUGUGACAAUGGAUGCACAAGCCUUUUUUGAGCAGAGGUAUUUAUCCCCAAUUGUAACUUUACACUUUUGAACGAUUUUUUCUUUCCAUUCGAUAGAAUAAAGCUUUGUUCUUAGCCA
This is a messenger RNA of Dendrobium catenatum, 1672 nucleotides long. Its product is annotated as probable arabinosyltransferase ARAD1. Bases 46 to 1383 code for a protein of 445 amino acids. The transcript has 4 exons. The record is from RefSeq and is a predicted model, not a curated record. Gene Ontology annotation, molecular function: glycosyltransferase activity. Lineage: Eukaryota; Viridiplantae; Streptophyta; Magnoliopsida; Asparagales; Orchidaceae.